This is a messenger RNA of Xyrauchen texanus (razorback sucker), 1188 nucleotides long. RefSeq lists its product as uncharacterized. Bases 67 to 1188 code for a protein of 373 amino acids. NCBI's taxonomy places the organism in Eukaryota, Metazoa, Chordata, Actinopteri, Cypriniformes, Catostomidae. The record is from RefSeq and is a predicted model, not a curated record. The transcript has 4 exons.
AGCCAGUGUUCCGAAAUCGCAAGAAGAAUAACUGAAAAGUACCCAAAAACUUUUGCGGAUUUAACAAUGGAAGGAGAGCUGAUUGGCUGUGGCUAUGGAUCCUUGUUAAAUCAGAUAAAAACAAGGGUUGAACAUGUCAGUCGUGACAACACACUGGUGAGAGUUAGAAAAACAAAACGUCAUAUUGGUGACUGCGAGUCUACACCCAACAGCGAGUCUACACCCAACAGCGAGUCUACACCCAACAGCGAGACCACCGCAUCCAAAUGUUCAAAAACAGAUAGCUAUGGCUGCAUUAAUUGGCACCCACUUAGCCUACCGGAAAAUGAGAUUCCAGAAUCAGUUGAGGAAAAAAGAAAGGAAAUGGUUAUGUUAUUUUCUCAAGAGGGACCCCGAGCCGCAGAGCGUGGCCAGGUGGAAGAAUUGAUGAAAAUCACAUAUGCUUCUCAUCGCUAUGCCAUCAAUAUCAACCCCCCACCAAGCAUCGAUGAACUCAAAGAACAGUGGCCAUUUCUGUUCAUGAAGAGAUUUUUGUGUGCUCACUUCAACACUCUGACUGGGAUUGAUGUUAACACCAGACUCAUAGAAUCUCUUAGCAUAAAGGGAAAGAAGGUGUUAAAUUUUUUUGAAAGUCAAAUUCCAAGGUGGAAAAAGGAUGUCAGGACAGUCCUAAAAGACAUAGACAGUGCUGGUAGAGGAGACAUCGACUAUGGUGUUGCAUCUAUGAUUACCACAAUGGCAUUCUUCAAAGAGAGGGAGGAGUCAAUCUUUCUUCUGGCUGAUGUAACUGCAACUCCAGCUGAUGUAGAGCGAAGCUUCUCUGUUCCCAGCACCCCAAGGCUGAUUGCACUUGGAGAUUCUGUUCUCCUAGCAAAAAAAUGGAUGCUAACUAUGGAGGGCAGAGUCAUCAUCCAGCCGCAGGAGCUAACAGAUUUUUCUUCUGCAUUAGCUGUCCUGUUUGGCUGCUACUAUGUCUUCAAUGUGCAGUACCAGGAAGAGGCGGCCAGUACACUGGAGUUUAUUCAGAGGUUCAUUCUGAGAAUCAACCCUGAUGGCACCAAAUGCCAAUCAAAGUCGCACAUUAGCAAAAAAUCUGGAAAGAGGGUGCAAAGAAAAAGCAUCACCCUGAAUCUCCCAGUGGCAUCUCUCAUCAGAGAGAUUGUUGAAUUUGAUUGGCAAAAUUACUAA